Messenger RNA from Drosophila busckii, 3146 nucleotides. RefSeq names its product centrosomal protein of 162 kDa. The transcript has 7 exons. The record is from RefSeq and is a predicted model, not a curated record. The coding region runs from base 305 to 2935 and encodes 876 amino acids. Gene Ontology annotation, cellular component: centrosome; axonemal microtubule; centriole. Gene Ontology annotation, biological process: cilium assembly. Lineage: Eukaryota; Metazoa; Arthropoda; Insecta; Diptera; Drosophilidae.
UAUGUUGUGUUUUUCUUGCUAGGUGCAUUGCUUUUGCUGCAAAAAAAAAAACUAAAUUAAGUGCGACAACAAAUACGUCAGACGUCGUAUCCAAAAUUUUUGUCAAACUUUUAAUUGAAAGCGAAAAUUAAGUUCUUGACUCGAGGCAAAACGCGAAAAUAAACAAACCACAACCCAGUGCAAAAACAAAGACAACAACAAACUGUAAAUAAGAUUGUGACAAGUGCAAGAGAGCGUGAGCCAAAAAGAGAGAGAAAGAGAGUGCAGAGCAGUGGUAGCAGUUGCAGUCCAAACGGCAGCGACCAUGUCCAAGGUGCUCAGUCCACAGAAGCAGCAAAUUGCAACGCGCCCAAGGCAGCGCGUGGGCGUGGGCGUGGAUGUGGACUUGGACACUGAGGUCGCAGCAGCUGUAGCCAAGUUGGACCUAAGCGCAGUUGAGCUGGACUACACAAGCAGCAGCUCGAUUAUAGAGUUUCUGUCCAAAGAGCAGGACUGCAAUUUGGAGGCUGCCGAUGCCGAGAGCAUAUUCCAGGAAGUGAACCGUCUCUCUGACAACACUGACAUGCGUUCCGUUGAUGAGCUGCUGCUGGAGGCAGAGCGUCUCAUUCAACAGCAAUUGCGUCUGGGCUCUGGCGACUCGGAGCAUGCCGCUUCUGCCGCCGCACAGACGCCCUCAUCCUCCUCGGCUUCGCCACAGAGCAGCAUAAAGCUAAACACACGCUAUACGCGCUGCAUUGAGCAUGUGAAGCCCAAGACGCCAGCGGCGGCGGCGGCGUCAGCAGUGACGCCAGCGUCAUCGGCGCAGCUAAGCAAAAGCAGCAGCUUUUUGGCAUUUGUGGAGAAUCUGCCUUCCGAGUCGGUCAUUUCGGAGGAGUCGACGCCCAAGGAUUUGCACAACACACACACACUCACACACAAUGGCGGCGCCUUGGCGCAACUGCAGCUGGAUCAGUUUGAUAAUACCGAUGAUGAUGAGGACACGAUGGAGGAGAUUACCGAAGCGGAGGAGUGCGUAGUUCCAAGGGAGCGACGUCGCAGCGCUGCCACGCCAACUGCAGCCUGGAGCAGAUGCCAACCUAUCGCGCCCAUGGCCAGCUACAAGGACAAGGCCGUGGGCAGCUCGCCCAAGCAUCUGGUCCACACCCUGAGCUCACCGAUUGAACCGCUGGCGGCGGCCUGCAAUGUGUCGCGCGAGCAUGCGCUGAAGACCGAGAUUGAGCAGCUGCAGGAGCAGCUCAAGGACACCGAGGAGCGCUUGGCCUCGGUGCAGCUGCAAAGCGAAUCCUUGUCGCAGACUCAACGCGCUCUGCGCGAGCACAACAGCCGCCUCCAGGAGGAGUCCGAAAUGCUAAAGCUGGACGUGCAGCAUUUAAAGGAGUGCGCCGGCAUGUUGCGCUCGGAGCUGCAGGCGGCUCGCCGGGAUCGUGACGAGGCUGUGCAGCUGGAGCGCUCGCUGCGCAGCGAGCUGGAGGAGGUGCAUCUGGAGCGCCGCCAGGUGGCCGAAACCAAAGAGAAGGACGCUCGCAUCAUUCAGGAUCUGCAGCGCCAGUGCCGUGAAAUGGAACGCAUCCUCAUGCGCAAGCAUCCGGACUCGGUGUCCGCUUUGAUUGUCGCCUCGAAGAAUCCCGGGCUCUGCUCAUUGAAUGACCAGGAGAAUCUCAACAGUCGCAAGCUGCUGGAGCAGCGCAUAGCGCAACUGGAGUCCGAUGCCAAGGAGCAGGAUCGCAAGGCGCAACAGAUCCUGGCCAAUGUGCAGGCGCGCUUCAACUCGGUGCAGGUCAAAUAUGAAACGCACAUAUCUGAUCUGGAGACCCAAGUGUUGAGCCUGCAAGAGAUCAAUACGAAGCUGAAUGAGCAAAUCGAGUCCCAGGUGCGCACCUUGGAUCGCUAUAUGCAGAAGCGUGCCGAUAGAUAUUACAACAAUUGCACACAAACCGAAGCGGAGCUGACCACAGCUGGAGCAGCAGAACCCAAGGGCAAGUCGGCAGCCAGCACACAAACCCAAACUGCUGCCAGUGUGGGCGGCGUGCGUGAUCAUAGCACCAAUACCAUCGGCUGUCCCUCGCCCAGUUUGCUCUGCCAGCAGCACUUGUCGGCGCAUCAUCUGCAGCAGCAACAGCACUCGGCGGGCAGCAGCAGCACCAGCAGCACGGCCAACUCAACGCCAAAUACCUCGCGUCCCAACUCCAAACAGAGCGGAGCACAGCGUCGUGCGGCUUCGCUGGCCUCCAAGCUGCCCAUAUCGCAGUCAGACUCCACGCUGUCGCUGGCGGCGUCAGCAUCGGGCAGCAAGGAGGAGUCGCAGCUGCUCAGCUCGGUGCGCAGCAUGCGCGUGGAUUUGGCCAUUAAGAACAAAGCGAUGCAGCGUCUGACGCGUGAGCUGGACGAUUGCAAGAAGACCAUAAGGAAGCUGCAGCGAGAUGGAGCGACAAUGGGCUCGCUGGGCUCAGCAGCAGGCGGCAGAUUGGAGAGCAAGCUGGCUGGGCUGUCAGCCAGUGGGAGCGGCGCUCAACGACAUCAUCAUCAGCAUUAUCCCGACCAUAUACCGGCGACCACAGAGAACCAGGCGCUGAAGGAGGCACAGAACAAAUAUCAUCUGCUGGAGGCCGACUACAGGACGCUGCACGACAAGCGACUGCAGGAUGUAUGUGCUGAACUGAAGACGCUGCAGUGCGCCCACGAGCGGGAGCUGGCCUCUUGCAACGAGACCAUGCGCAUCUUGCAGCAGCGACUCAACGAGCGUGAGGAGGCGCUGACCACGCAGAAGCGACGCAAGGUGCCCGUCGAUUAUUAUGCGCUCAAAGCCAAGGUCUCGCUGCUGGAGCGACGUCACUCGGAGCGGGAGGAUCGCUUGCAUAUGCUGGUGGAGGCGCUUAGCAAGGGACGGCUCAAUGGUGCGCUGGAGGAUCUUUUACAGGAGAACAAUAAUAAAUAAUUGAAAGCGAUGCUAACAAACUCGCCUAUUAGCUUAGUUGAUGGCUAAUACUUGUAAACCAUUUUAACUAAAUUGUUUGCGCUUUCAACCAUAAUUAGACUUAUGUUUAAACAAAAUUGUGCGUUAACUUUGAUCUCAGUUUUCCAAAACACACACACACACACGUACACACGCACACGCACUCAAUGUACAUAUAUAAUUUUAAUAUUUA